This is a messenger RNA of Brassica napus (rape), 753 nucleotides long. Its product is annotated as glutathione S-transferase T3-like. Bases 1 to 753 code for a protein of 250 amino acids. The transcript is spliced from 3 exons. Lineage: Eukaryota; Viridiplantae; Streptophyta; Magnoliopsida; Brassicales; Brassicaceae. The record is from RefSeq and is a predicted model, not a curated record.
AUGGCUCACCUCGACGAAAUCAAAUCCAAAGAUUCGUUUGUUGUGUUGCAUGCGUAUCUUGUCUUUGUUUAUGUCUCUAUCUUGGAUUCAACAGAAGAAAUGUUUGAUCUGUUAGAUGAUGAGCAAAAGUAUGUUGCCUUCUGGAAAAGAAUUGCAAGGUACUUCAAUGCUAGUCCGAAGCUAGCCGGGUGUGAAAAAAGAGAGGCUACUCACUGUAAGCAAAGGUGGCACAAGAUGAAUGACUUAUUGUGUAAGUUUUGUGGUGCUUAUGAGGCAGCAACAGGAGAGAAGAGUAGUGGGCAAAAUGAGAAUGAUGGUCUCAAACUUGCCCACGAAAUCUUCUUCAAUAACCACAAAAAGAAGUUCACCCUUGAACAUGCUUGGAAGGAGCUUAGAAAUGAUCAGAAGUGGUGUGAUCUCUCUACAGCUAGACAUGAUGGAAGCUCCAAAAAGAGGAAGUGUGAGGAAGGUUCACAGUCUGCAAGCUCUAAAGGAAAUGAAACUGACAGUGCUCUAGAUGAUGAAGGCACCACUCGCCCUCCGGGUGUUAAGGCUGCAAAAGGCCGUGGUAAAAAGCCCGUGGAGCUGUCUGAUUUUAAGACUGUGUGGAGCAUUAAAAAGCAAGACUUGGAUAUGAAGGAGAGGCUGUCGAAGAUUAAGCUCCUUGACAGUCUCAUUGGAAAACAAGGACCCUUAGCAGAUUAUGAAGAAGCUCUGAAGAAGAAGCUCGUUGAUGAGCUGAUGUCUAUUUAG